AGCUGCACUGAAUUUCAUUCAAAAUGGAUGACUUUAUAGCGACCGCCGCGUCUCACGCUGACGUAUCCGCUUCGUUUCAAGAGCAGUGGAUCCGCGCUUCGACCUCUUGAUUCUCGUUUAGAAGCAGUUUGACUGCUCCUGUCGCUUCAAAGAACAAGUGCGAAUACCUAUGCUAAAUUUCCUCCCUGUUUUAAAAGUUUAACUACUUAAUUGUGGAUAUGUUUUAGUUUAUGUCUCGUCUUACAACUUAAAUUUUAUAUGAUGGUUUCCCUACGCUCCAUCAGGUGAUUGUGAUGAUCAAGCUAACUUCUGGGUAAGGAGAACUCAGGGUUGUGUCGGAGACCCCUAGCACCGACAGCAAAGUCAUGGUUCCUGGUGUCCGCUCGUGGAUGUUGUUAGCUGCUAUCGUGCCUCACCUCCAGCUGCAACAAUGAGAAUUUACUGGAAGAAGACCUCCACUGCAGCAGUGCUUUUUUUGGCAUGUGCCAUCUUCUUUAUUACAAUCAGCCAUGAUGGCACCAAGACCAGUGACCUGCACCUGUCUGCUAGGGAGAUCAUCUGGCAGCAGAUGAACUCAGAAAGGAGCGUGCAGAUUCUCAGAGGCCUGCAGAACGACUCUGUGCCGUUCAACGUGUCCUACAGCGUCCUGGCGGGCCUUCAGAUGCAGACCCGGAAAUACCUCACAGUGGGUCUGUCCUCCAUCAAGAGAAAGCGAGGCAGUUACCUCCUGGACACACUCCAGUCCAUUUUCUCACAGUCAUCGGAGGAGGAGCUGAAGCAGAUGGUGGUGGUGGUGCUCCUGGCUGACUUCGACAUGGAGUGGAAGAGGCAGAUGGUGAGCGACAUCUUGGGCAGGUUCCCCCUCCCCAUUCUCAGGGGUCAGCUGCUGGUCAUCCACGCACCCCAGGAGCACUACCCGCCCCUGGAGGGCCUGAAGAGGAACUUCAAUGACAAGCCGGACCGUGUCUACUUCCGCUCCAAGCAGAACAUCGACUAUGCCUUCCUCUUCAGCUUCUGCGCCAACCUGUCGGACUACUACAUCAUGUUGGAGGACGAUGUCGCCUGCGCCAAGAACUUUCUCACUGCCAUGAAAAGGUUCAUCCAGGGGAGGGGCCAGUCCUACUGGGUGACCCUGGAGUUCUCCAAACUGGGUUACAUCGGCAAGCUGUAUCACUCCAGCGAUCUGCCUCGGCUGGCCUACUUCCUCUUCCUGUUCUACCAGGAAAUGCCCUGCGAUUGGCUGCUGACCCAUUUCAACGCUCUCCUUGCUCAGAAGGAUGUCAUUCGCUGCAAGCCCUCUCUGUUCCAGCACAUGGGCCUGUACUCGUCCUUCCAGGGCACGGUCAACCGCUUGAAGGACGAGGAUUUCGAGGAGGAUCCGACCGACAUGGCCGACAGCCCUCCCGCUGACGUCUUCACCGACAUUGCGCCCUUUGAGAAGUAUACGCCGAGCAAGGCCUACGGUGCCACCGAAGGCUACUUCUGGGGGAAGAGCCCUUCUGCUGGCAGCCAUUUCACCAUUGUGCUUCACAAGCCGGCCAUCUUCAGACGUGUCUCCAUCCGGACUGGCUCUCAGGACAGAAGGAAAGACAUGCUGGAGUCUGCAGAGGUGGAGGUGGGGCAUAAGCUUGAGCAGACCACUCAGGAGCCCAAAUGCUCAGAGUACUUUAAACUCGGACCUCUAAUCGAAGGACAGUUUGACAGGAAUAACAUUCAGGAGGGUAUCAGCUCUACUCUGUCAUGCCUGAGAAUUAAAGUAACAAAAAGCCAGCAGGCUUGGGUCAUUAUUGAAACAAUAAAGAUUUGGACCUUGAAUGAAAAUGAGAGUCUGCCUCAAGGACCUCAGGUCAAUACCUAAAGCAAGAAAUUCCCAAGUGCUUUUAUACUGUACAUGAUUAACAAAUUAUGUCCAAAUAGACGGCCAGCAUGUUUACCACUGUUGAAAUAUUCAUACUCUUUUUUUGUAUUGUUGGAAAUUAAUUUAUUAUUUGGUUUUUAUCUAAGAGGGCCAAGAAUGGUUUGUUUUUAAUAUUUUUAUUGGUAUCAAUUGUUCUAUGUUGUUCUAACAUCUAUUAUCAUAAUUGUUCACAUCAGCACACCCUAAAAGCAUUUUUAUUACGAGCUAAAAGAAACAGCCUAGCUUGUCUAAAGAAGUUCUAUUGUGUAGCAGUAUAUGGUUUCAAAUUAUUUUCAGAGUAACUUUAAUGUAGAUAAAAGGCACAUGCACUUUAAAGUAUUUUAUUAUGGCGGAUAAACUAGAGUACCCUCUAUAGAAGAUGUUAGUAAAGCAUUCGCUUGAGGCUUAUAAUGACAGUAAGCUGUAGGACUGUCUUUGCUUUGACAUUAGUGGUUAAAAAGUAAUGAUGAAACUGAAGCUUUGACUUCAGAAAUGCAUGGCAUACAUGAUCAGUUUGUCACACAUAAUGAUAUAACACACGUUACUCUCAUUUAGGCUCAGGUCUUGAACUAUAUACUGAGACUCAAGAUACGUUGAAAUGUUUGCAGUCUCAUUGUUUUUGUGUGAUCUUUCCAAAAAUCAGCUUUUAAAGCUUCUGUGAAAAUGGGUGAUUUUACAACAGGGUUGUUUUUAAGGAAUUUCAGUUCUAGUCAAGAUACUUUGUGUCUCAACUAAACCCCAGAGUCAGAAGGUUAGAAGGUCAGAAGCAGGUUAAACCCGUGUUUAAGCAUUGUGAUGACUAGAUGUAAGGUUUUUUGUUUGGUUGGUUUUCUUGUCCUCGGUUUGGUUUGGUUUGCUUUCUUGUUCUGACUCUGGGGUUUUGUUGAGAUACAAAAGUAUCGUAAUGUUAGUUCUUUACAGGCCAAAGAAAAGUACACGCCCUCUGUUUAAAAUACCACAAG
Megalops cyprinoides (Indo-Pacific tarpon) is the source of this 2859-nucleotide messenger RNA. Its product is annotated as alpha-1,3-mannosyl-glycoprotein 4-beta-N-acetylglucosaminyltransferase C-like. Lineage: Eukaryota; Metazoa; Chordata; Actinopteri; Elopiformes; Megalopidae. The transcript is spliced from 4 exons. The record is from RefSeq and is a predicted model, not a curated record. Gene Ontology annotation, molecular function: acetylglucosaminyltransferase activity. The coding region runs from base 431 to 1858 and encodes 475 amino acids. Gene Ontology annotation, biological process: protein N-linked glycosylation.